Pestalotiopsis fici W106-1 is the source of this 7065-nucleotide messenger RNA. RefSeq lists its product as uncharacterized. Gene Ontology annotation, biological process: secondary metabolite biosynthetic process; fatty acid biosynthetic process. The coding region runs from base 1 to 7065 and encodes 2354 amino acids. The record is from RefSeq and is a predicted model, not a curated record. Lineage: Eukaryota; Fungi; Ascomycota; Sordariomycetes; Amphisphaeriales; Sporocadaceae. Gene Ontology annotation, molecular function: fatty acid synthase activity; phosphopantetheine binding; 3-oxoacyl-[acyl-carrier-protein] synthase activity. The transcript has 15 exons.
AUGACCAGUUCAAACGGAAAUACAAGUCAUUGGAAUGGUGAAAGUUCCGUCCCAGACAAAUUGCUCUCGAUCAUGGACGACGAUCCUGUAUGCGUUGUCGGCAUAGCUUGCCGGCUUCCUGGAGACGUCCGGUCACCUUCAGAUAUGUGGGAUUUUCUUGUGGACAAGAAAUCCGCCCAAGGAAGAGUUCCAGCUGCGAGGUUCAACAUAGAUGGGUUCCAUUGCACAAAUGAUGGGCGUCCAGGAGUUAUAGCGGCCGACGGCGGCUACUUCUUGAACGAAGAUGUCCGCCUGUUUGACAAUGACUUCUUCGGAAUCAACAACCUCGAGGCAAAAUCAAUGGAUCCCCAUCAGCGCAAACUUCUUGAAAUCACUUAUGAGUGUCUUGAAAGUGCCGGCAUCUCGAUGGAGAACGCGAGUAACUCAAACACUGGCGUUUACGUGAGCAACUUCACGGUCGAUUUCACCAACAUGCACUUUCGAGAUCCAGAUUACAUGCAUCGAUACAGCUCGACCGGCUCCAAUAUGGCGAUCCUCGCUAACAGGAUCAGCCACGUUUUCAAUUUCCAUGGUCCCAGCCUGGCUGUUAACACGGCCUGCUCAUCCUCGUUCUACUGCUUGCAUACCGCUGUCCAGGCGCUGCAAACCGGCGAUUGCGACGGUGCUGUUGUAGCCGGUGCGAACUUGAUCAUGAGCCCAGAAAUGCACCUCGAGACCAUGAAAGGAGGUGUAUUAUCUCCCACAUCGACCUGUCAUACCUUUGACGAGGCGGCAGAUGGCUAUGGACGAGCCGAAGGAAUCAACGCCGUGUACCUCAAACGUCUAUCAGCUGCAGUCAAGGACGGCAACAAAAUUUGGGGCGUCAUUCGGGGGACUGCAGUCAACUCGAAUGGGAAAACCACAGGGAUCGCGCAACCGAGCGCAGCAUUCCAGGAGGCUGUCAUUCAAAAGGCGUACGCAAACGCCAAGCUUGAUCCUCUCGGCACGGAUUACGUUGAGUGCCACGGUACUGGAACUUCAGUUGGGGAUGCCACAGAGGUCGAGGCACUCAGGCGGUGCUUCCCACCGCGGGAGGGAAUGCCAUUGAUGAUUGGCUCGGUCAAGACAAAUUUUGGCCACAGCGAGGCGGCAAGUGGUCUGACAUCACUCAUCAAGGUUCUCCUUGCAUUCGAGAAUGACAUGAUACCACCUACUUAUGGCUUGAAAAAGUUGAGCCCCAAAUUGCCUCUUGAUUCAAUGAAUAUGAAGGUUGUUACCCAGCCAGAGAUGUGGCCCAGCUCGACCCGUCGUGCUAGCAUCAACUGUUUCGGCUAUGGAGGUGCGAACGCGCACACGAUUGUGGAGUCCUUGGAGAGCUAUCUGGGAACCCAGAAAGCGAGGAGGAGGAUGCUCCACCCAGCCUCAGACAAGAAAUUUGUCAUUCCUUUGUCCGCAAAGUCAAGCGAGUCUCUGCAGCUACGCAUGUCACAGAUUUGGAAUAUGACCCAGUCGAGCUUGACCUCUCUCGAGGACCUGUCGUUCACGCUAUCCCAGCGUAUAUACAAUUUUGAACACAGAAAAUGUCUCUUGGCAGAUUCCACCACUCACGUCGAGGUUGGAGCCUCAGGAACCACCAAGUCCACACCAAGGCACAGCCUACCCGCGGCAUUCAUCUUCACUGGACAGGGCGCUCAGUAUGCUGGAAUGGCAAGCAAUCUUAUAGCCCAAAAUCAAACUUUUUGCCAGACCAUCAGACAGCUUGAUCGCACGCUCCAGUCGCUUCCUGAUGGACAGAAGCCAAUGUGGACUUUGGAGCAAGAAAUAUCAAACUCCUCUACCGACAACGUCAACCGUGCUUCAUACAGUCAGCCCCUCUGUACAGCUAUACAGAUUGGAAUUGUUGACGUGUUGCGAGCUUGGGGAGUUUCCCCAUCAGCCGUACUUGGCCACUCUUCGGGAGAAAUUGCUGCAGCAUAUGCUGCAGGACUGCUCACUGCAUCCCAAGCAAUCAUCGUGGCCUACUUGAGGGGCUACGCGGUUGAGAGCUUUUACGUUCCUGGGGCGAUGCUGGCAGUCGGUCUGGGACAGCGAGCCGUUGAGUGCAUCAUACAAGAAAAGGAUUUGAAGAAAGAAGUCUGCGUAGCCUGUAUCAAUGACUCAGAGAAUGUCACGAUAAGCGGCACCGAAGAUGCGAUCGAGAUUUUGCACCUUGAGCUUCAGGCACAAGGGAAAUUUGUACGACAGCUCGAUACGGGGGGCAAAGCCUACCAUUCUCAUCUCAUGAGAGACACCGGAGACCUCUAUGAGCGCCUGAUCACACCGUUCCUGGAUUGCGCCACCCUUGCUUUGAGACACAACGCCAAAGUAGACAUGUUUUCUACAGCAGGGAGCAUCGCUCUGCAUGCCGAAGAGUGCGCAAGUCCAACGUAUUGGCGAAAGAAUCUCGAAAACACCGUCCAAUUCUCUUCUGCGUUGACACGGUUGGUUGAAGCUGGCGACUAUCAUCUGAUCGAAAUAGGACCUCAUCAUGCUCUGAAGGGCCCAGUCCUUCGUACUCUUGCCAGUAACAAGAAGAAGGACUUACCGUACAGUGUUACCUUGUCGAGGGACAGUGACAGCGACCUAGCCAUGAAAAUAUUGGCUGGUAGUCUUUUUUCCCAUGGUCACGAACUAGACUGGGCUGAGGUAAACGGCAUCUCUGACGACGCCUCUGCCUUGGUCAACAUUCCACCAUACCCUUGGAACUACUCAAGCCCCCUUCUCUGGGAAGAGUCGCGUACCAGCUCUGACUUGCGAAACCGAAAGCAUGUGCGACACGAGCUCAUUGGAUCACAGCAGCUUGCUGGAAGCGGGCUCCAGUGGGCCUGGCGAAAUCUGCUUAGCCUGAACGAGAUUCCGUGGCUUCGUGACCACAAGCUAGAGGCACAGAUUGUCUUCCCCGCCGCUGGAUACAUCGCCAUGGCAAUUGAGUCAUUCUCCCAAGUGCAGAGUGCUCCACAGAACGAUCGGGGUUUCGAGCUGAGAGAUGUAGCCAUCAAUAAAGCCUUGGUCAUUCCGGACAACUCAGAGGCUGGAAACGAGGAUAUCUUCUGCAUCUACCUCGGACGAAUGGUACGAGUUCUCGGUGUCCUCGUGGAGUCAAGGGGUGCAGCUACGGAGCACUGUGCCGGAUAUAUCAGAACGGCGAAUGCCCCAGAAAAGGAGGGUGCUGUUCUCCUCCAGACGAACGACAACUACGACAGGUGGAAUAUGAAUAAGUGGUACCAAAAGCUACGCGAAGAGGGCUUGAACUUCGGUCCAUCAUUCCAGUCAGUAACAGGUCUCUCGACCCAUGGAAGUAGGAAACAGCAGGCGGCUGUGGGCGAGACCAACCUGGAGUCUCCACCAUCGACUGGGUCAGCGUACAUGAUACAUCCCAUCGCGAUCGACGCUUGCAUCCAAACAGCCAUCUUUGGUUUUACGGGAGGCAACGUGGCCACUCUUGGGGCAUGGAUGCCUGUGUUCAUUUCACAGUGUCACGUACAGCCUCCUCGUGCUGGGGAAACCAAAGCAACCAUACAUACACGGUCGGUGGCAACAGGCUUUACCAGGAUGGUCCUCGAUUGCACGCUCCGAGACGGCCGUGGGUAUCCAGUACUGGACAUGAAGGAUGUCCGGACGUCGCGCUAUCACGGCAGUAUCGAUCAAAGAGAGAUUGAUCAACGCCACCCAUGCCUCCGGAUUCAUUGGAAACCGGACAUAACACGUGUUGGUCCAGGCUCGGAUACCGCAUUGGCUCGGUACGUAAACAAUGCCUUCCAGCAGGAGGAGGGAGACUCAAUGAACGACAUGAGGCAGAGUAUCGUAACGAUCCUCCUUGACCUAGUCGCACAUAAAAUGCCGAAUAUGCGUGCUUUGGAGCUCUCUGGUCUCUGCUCGUGCAAAACGAGGGAGUGGCUUGACCUUCUUGAUCAGGAUACGGACUUCCCUCGGUGCGGAAGCUGGCACCGUGGAAACGUCCUCGAGAAUGGAGAAAUUGAGGUGGAAAAUGACUCGGAGGGCCUCUUCAAUCUUGUCGUGGCCCUGGAGUAUACCUCCUCGCACAAUGGCUGGGUCAAAGAAAUACUGAGCAGGAUGAGCAGCAAUCUGAGUUUCGUCAUCGCUCGACGAACGCCGGAGCUGGUCAAUGUUCUGAUUUCCGCAAACUUCUCUGUCACCGACGUUGGAUGCAACAUUAUCCUCGCAACUCGGAGUGCACAGAGCAGUUUUCCCAAAGGGAAAAAGGUAGUGCUGGUGUACCGUGAAAACUCUCCUGCAACUGAUCAAUUGACCGAAGCCUUGACGGCCUACUUCGAAAAGACGGUCGAUGUUGGCCUCGUACAGAGGGUCUCCUUGACCGGUAUACACUCGGCUGGUCUAGACCAGGAAACGUUCUGCAUCUCUCUCCUGGAGCUAGAGAACGAGUUCUUGGCCUCGAUGAACCCUGAAGACAUGGAUCUUUUGCGCGAGAUGACUGGAAAGGUCUCUGAUCUAUCAUGGAUUACCGGCAGCAGUGGUCUGGAAGAGUCGAACCCUCGGCUCACCAUGGCGCAUGGCUUGUCACGGUCCCUCAUGCUGGAACAGCCCUCGAUGCGUUUCACGGUGGUAGACAUCGGCCGUCAUCGUGACUUCGAACAGACCAUGGCGCUGACAUGCAGCAACCUGCUUCAGGCAUUCGUGGCCCAAGGCGACACGGACGAUAAGGAAUUCAUACAGCGAGAUGGCCUACUGUACAUUAGUAGAUUCGCCCCCGACAAAGAUCUCAACACUCUGUUCCGCAUGCGCCAGGAAGAGCGAGGCAAAGUACACACAUGCAAUGACACAUUGCGAAAUGCAGGGGUCUGCAGAUUUGCAGUUGGUACGCCUGGGCUGAUGGACUCUAUUUACUUCAAGCAAUUACGCGAGCCCCCUACGGACCUGCCGGGCGGGGCUGUUGACAUUCAGAUCAAGGCGGUCAGCCUGAAUGCCAAAGACAUAUACAACCUGCACGGGCGACUGGACAUACGAGGUGCCACCACGGCUUGCGAGUUCUCAGGGGAGGUGCUGAAGGUCGCUCACGAUGUGGAACAUCUCCAGGCGGGAGACCGAGUUGUGGCAAUGGUGCCAAACUACUUCACCACUACCGAGCGAGUGCCGGCGUGGACGGUACAAAAGCUUCUCCCGGACGAAGAUUUCGCCACACUGUCGACGAUUCUGGUGCCCUACAGCACGGCGCUAUACGCACUGCACGACUGCGCUCGUCUUUCCAAAGGGGAAUCUAUCCUAAUCCAUGCUGGUUCCGGCGCUCUCGGAAUAGCUGCAAUCAAUGUGGCACAGAGGGCGGGAGCAACGGUUUACACGACCACGAGCUCAGAUGUGAAGAAGAACUUUCUCGUGUCACAGUUUGGCAUCAAGCCAUCGCACAUCUUCAGCUCUCGCGAUUCGUCUUUCGUCCAGGGGAUACACCUUGCCACGGCGGGGCGCGGCGUCGAUGUUGUCCUGAACUCGCUGGUUGGCGAUCUGAUGCACGCGAGCUGGAGAUGCAUCGCCGACUUUGGCAGGUUCGUGGAAGUAAGCAAACGCGAACUCGUCGAUGCAGGUCGGCUGGACAUGAUCAUGUUCCAACGGAACGCGACGUUUACUGCUUUCGAUCUCAGCGAGAUGUUUCAUUCCAACCACCCGGCCCAACUUUCAAAAUAUGCAAGAAACAUGAAAACGGCUCUGGACUGGUACCGGUCUGGUAAAAUAAAGACGAAUCCUUUCAAGGUGUUCGACGUUUCUGAUAUAACCUCGGCAUACCGCUAUUUCUCAUCGGCUGAGCGCAUCGGCAAGGUUGUGGUUUCACUUGAGAAUGGGCUGAGCCAGAUACGAGUCUCUCCGCCAAGAUACCAAUCGCUCUUGGAUCCCAGCAAAGUAUACCUGCUUGUAGGGUGUUUGGGUGGUCUUGGGAGAAGCAUCAGUCGCUGGAUGGCAACGCGCGGUGCUCGACGCCUUGUUUUCCUGGGAAGGUCGGGCUGUGACAGUCCAUCCGCACAAAGGCUGGUGUCCCUUCUCGAGGACGCAGACGUGAAGGUGAAGGUCGUAAAGGGAGACGUGACACGAUGUGACGAUGUGCUCGAGGCUGUCGAGGCCUGCAAGGCCUUGGGCGGGCCGAUCGGCGGCGUGAUACAGGCUGCGAUGGGCCUCCAGGAGGCGCUCUUCUCCCGCAUGUCGAACGAUGCGUGGCAUCAGGGAAUCGAUGCCAAGUGGGCGGGCACCUGGAACCUACAUAACGCCAUUGACGGUUGCGAUGAUGAUCUCGACUUCUUCUUCAUGACAUCCUCCAUUUCGGGGACGGUGGGCAUCGCUACGGAGGCAAACUACUGCGCAUCCAACGGCUUCCUUGACGCGUUUGCACGCUGGAGGCGGGAGCAGGGCAAGCCUGCCGUCUCAGUCGGUCUGGGAAUGGUUUCGGAAGUCGGAUAUCUGCAUGAAAACCCGAAGAUCGAAGCCAUCCUGCUGCGGCGAGGUAUCUACCCACUGAACGAGGAGGACUUUCUCCAGAUCGUCGAUUUUGGCAUUACCAGUUCUGCGAAUCUCGACCUCGCGCAAGCGCACAUCUUGACGGGCUUGGAGUCGCUCGGCCUUCAGAAUCUGAUGGCGAAAGGCUUUGAUGUCAACAAUCUCCCCUUCCAGGAUCCGCGCGCGAGCAUCGUGGCACAUGCUCUGGAAGUCCAAAACCUGACGCGCACCGCACAUCAUGCAGGAAAAAAAGGUCGCUUUGCGGCGAGCUCUGCAGUGUGGGCCGAGGAGGCUCAACAAACAGGGUUGGACUCGCUGUCAACGGCCACGGAUGCAAAGUCGCACCGGGACGCCGUACUGAAGGUUAUUCAGAAGCAAUUCUCGAAUCUCAUCCUCACGCCGCUGGAUGCCAUAUUGGUCACGAAACCCCUGGCCCAGUUCGGCGUGGACAGUAUGAUCGCUUCCGAGUUUAGGACCUGGUUUUGGGCCACGUUCAAGAUUGAUGUACCGUUUCUAGAUCUUCUUAGUGCCACUCGCUCGCUGUCUUCGCUUGCGGACUCUGUUGUGGAGAAACUGCGGCAGGCUUGA